AGCAGGAAGGUGUGACCUGUAAAAACAGAAAAGAUGUUUUCAGGGGAAAGGAUCAUUUUUCCAACAAAACCUGCUCCACCCUUCCUCGACCUCAUACUGCUCAGAAACCCAAGUCCUGUCAGAUGAUGGGAUGUGGCACGGCAGCCCAGGAGCCAUGUUUCAGGCAGCACGGGAGCAGUCUUUAUCUGAGCAGAACAAAAGUCUCAUCUUUUCUCUGAUUGGUCAGAGGUGGCUCACCAGAGAGCAGACAUUCUGAACAUUACAUUAGCCCAGGUGAGGCCGUCAGAGUGGGACGCUGAGAUGAAGAUGGAAAGGCUUGUGCUGGUUGUUCUGCUGCUGGUGCUGGGCUGUGGCCUGGCUCACAGCAGGAUUCUUACCAAAUGUGAGCUGAUCAACUUGAUCAGGAAUCAGGCCCAACAGGAACAAAAGAUCGGGAACAUUACAAUUGCCAAGAUGGUCUGUCACGCUGAGAAGUUGACGGGUUUUGACACCAGUACAUUGGAGGAGAUGACUGUGGGUCAAAAAACCUGGAAGUUGUACGGAAUUUUCCAGUUCAGCAAUCACAUGACAUGUAAGGAGCCGGGCAACCAUCGUCGUACGACCUGUGACAACCUCUGCAGUGAUUUCCUUGAUGACGAUGUUGAAGACGACAUUGCCUGUGCCAUCAAGAUAAUCAAGAGCAUUCUAUUGACUGGGAAAACACCAGAUGACUUAUUGGAACUGAUCAAGGAAGAUAAAUAUUUCCCUCAGGACUGCAAAGACGUGACACCUGAUUACCUGAUCUGUGAAAUCUGAUCCCUAACGAGAUCUGGAAUCCGAUCCUGGAUCUGUCUGCUUCUUGCAGCCAAUCGUUUCGGCUGUGUAAAUCACGAAACGGUCAUGCUGGUAUUUAACUGUUUGUAGCAAAAGUGUUGAAUCAGGUAGAAGCUGGUGAUCAUCUAUCAUCAAUAUGUCUUUUUAUGUUUUGUUUAUUUAGAUCUAAAGCAUUGAAAUUUGUAACAGUUUGGUUUUUUUCCUCUGGGGCAGACUUUGUGAUUACUGAGCAGAAUAAAGCUGAUUAUGCCGCAGUCACCAGCUUCUUUUUCCCUGACUUCUACCUACAUUUGAUCACAUUUAUGUUGAAGGUCCUGGGGUUUAUGAAGGCCGGUGAAUGUCCUGAAACUUCUGGAUGGUGACGUUUGUUGUUAUUGUUUGUCUUGGUGCCUAGGACCCAUGGCCAGGUCGUUAGGUGGCGCUAUCUGCACAACUGCAGCUUGCGGUUGGUCUAAUUUCUGCUUUAAGCAUAGGUGGUUGCCUACUGCUCACCUACUGGUCAUUGCCAUAUGUGACCAGUAGGUGACGACAAAGACCAUAUUACCUGACAGAAGACUGUUUCCUUCACAAUAAAAGCAUCGUUU
Molecule: messenger RNA, 1397 nt
Organism: Cynoglossus semilaevis (tongue sole)
Lineage: Eukaryota; Metazoa; Chordata; Actinopteri; Pleuronectiformes; Cynoglossidae
Product: alpha-lactalbumin-like
Exons: 5
Coding region: 301-795 (164 amino acids)
Molecular function (GO): lysozyme activity
Source: RefSeq, a predicted model, not a curated record